AUGGCCAGUCUCUUGCGCUCUUACAACGCCGCAUUGUAAGUUGCAAUGAUCAUCCUCCCCCGCAACGGCUGUCUCCGCACUCGACCUUCGCAAUCCGAGCGGAGCUACGAGCUGCAGACCUUAUUACUGAUAGCCCGUUUUUUUCCCUUAGAGUGGCGAGACCCUACCUGGCCGGAUCAGCUACUGCAGGUACAUAACGCCUCACCAAAUCCUAUCCGGGACCUUCUACAGCUCCGCACAGGCCGAAAGACACACUCGGCGACCGAGCAAUCUGACCAGAGAGAGAGCUGAUCCCGAGCUGUCCAUCACUACAGCUACCCUGUUCGGAGCAGGCGAUGUCUUGGCUCAACAGGCCGUGGAUAAACAAGGCAUGAAUCAUGAUGUGAGUAUUCCAUGUGCACGUCGGGGUCUUGCUCGUCCACCUUUCGCGAUUUCGUGCGAGCUCCAGGUCCAACCUACGUCAUCGACCCGUGUCGUCGCACCAUAGGCCUCGUGGAUCAAACUGACACCGAGACCUCCUCAACUGCGCUGAGUUCAGGUCGUACGAACAGCUCGUCUUGCUUUGUAUGGAGGUGAGCAAUCCCACAACGCCAUCACCUCGUCAACGAACCAGUCCCCUCGUCCAAUUUUGUCGCUCUCGGCUAAUCUCGUCGGUCUCCGCUUCAUUCUCCAAUCAGGUGUCAUCUUUGCCCCUGUCGUGACGAGGUGGUACCAAAUGCUCGAGGGGAUCAAACUCAAGUCCAAACCAGCUCGUACGUCUCGGAUCGUCCACCUACGUUGUCCGUCUAUCUUACGUACUCUCGUCGCUACUCCACCCCCUAAACCCUUACAGUCGUCGCCACCCGCGUCGGCUUGGACCAAUUCGUCCUCACCCCCGUCCUCGUCAGCGUCUUCUACACCUCCAUGGCCCUCUCCGAAGGCCAAGGGAUCCAAGGCGCGAAAGAACGCGUCCGUUCCGCUUGGUGGCCGACGUUGCAGAAAAAUUGGGGCUUGUUCAUUCCCGUACAGAUUGCCAAUUUCGCGAUCGUGCCCGCGCAUUUGAGGUUGGUGUUGGUCAAUGUGGUGUCAUUGUUCUGGAAGUGAGUACAUGCUUCCGAUUAUCAUGUUACGGUUCGCUUCUUUGACUGACGCGAAGCUCUUCUGCUGUCCCCUCCUGUAGCGCCUACUUGAGUUAUGCCAACUCGAAAUCUUCGACGACGGUCGGCAAGAUUGAGGAAAAGAGAAAAGCCUUGCUCGAGUGA
Messenger RNA from Microbotryum saponariae, 1241 nucleotides. NCBI's taxonomy places the organism in Eukaryota, Fungi, Basidiomycota, Microbotryomycetes, Microbotryales, Microbotryaceae. The record is from the annotation of a GenBank genome assembly.